GCCAAACAUAAAGAAGUCGUAGAAAUGUAUUGAGUUUUAACAGCUGUACUUGUAUUCUGUUUCAACAGCAUGGCGUUUGAAGAGAAUAAAAAUAAAUAUUCUAACAUAGAACAUGUACGUACGAAUAUGCUUUGGAUGGAUAUAAAGAUUGUUGAUCCUGAAAUGGAAACAUUAAUGAAACAAAUUAAUGAGGAACAAAUAAAAUUAAAGGAAGCAUUGCGUGAGAAAUUAUGUUUAAUAAGAUAUGAUACUGAUUUUGUACAGAGAGAAAAUGAACAAUUAAAAGAAUGGUUAAGGUUCAAAGGAAUACAAUUUGAGGAUAAGAAGGAUCAUUCAGGCAUUAGUUCAACAAAUGAUAUUGUUAUAAAGGAGGAACAAAUAGAUAACGUAACAAAUGAGAAUGAAUCAUACGAAGAGAAAUUUAAUCCUGAAACUUCAGAAGAAUAUAAUCAUAUAGAGAAAAGCAAUAAGUCAGAGCAUGGGACAAUGGAUAUCAAAGAAGAAACUAAUAGAUUGAAGAGUUGUUACAUAAAAGUAAAUGAAGAGGAUUAUAAAGAAUGUAAAAAUGACGCUUUAAAGAAAGAUAGUCAAAAUAUGAAUAGAAAGGAUGAAGUUUGCAAUGUUAAUAAUCAAAAUGAAAAUGAAGAAUCUGUUAUAGCAACAAGAACACGUAAAAGUACACAAGUAAAUGUAUCUGCUGAAAAUAUUUGGUUGAGCGAAAAGAGAUCAAAACGUGGUAUGGAAAGACGCAGACUUGUUAAAAAUUAUAAAACAACUAAUAAAAGGAAAAAGAAUACUAAAAGGAAGAUAGUAGGAGUACAAAAUAAAGAGGAUAUUUAUAAUGUGGAUCAAUCUUAAAGAUUUUACUAUAAUAAUGUUCUAUAAUAGAGUAAUUUAUAAUACAAAAAUAUAGUUACAUUACAUAUUUUAAUGUAAUAAUUUAUUACUCUGACCAAUGAAGAUGUUUGAAUAAUUGAACAUGCAUCCAAAGUAUUAAAUGCAGGAGUUACAAUGAAGAUAUUUACUUUUGGUACAUGCACUUUUUGUACGGUCAAAUCCCUUAUCGAAUAUAAGUGUUAAAUCUGUUACAAAUAGGUAACAUAAAUGCUAUUGAUAGUUUACACGAAUUAUAUAAAUUUUAUUAUAUAAUGAUACAUCCAAAAUUUAUAAAAUACAGUUGCUCAGGGCAGUAAGAUUUCAUAAAUGUAAUUUAGUUACAUUAGGUACAAAUUUAAUGUAAAAUAUGGACCUGAGAUAUAUCAAAGUUAAUCGUAAAGCAUAAGAAUGAAAUGUUUUGAAAAUAUAUUUUAAACAAAUAUUCGUUUUAUACAUAAAUCAAAUAUAUAUAUAUAAUUUAUUAAGAUUGUUUAAUAUGUAUCAUGUAUUGCGAUUUAGUAAUUUACUAAAAUAUUGUACGCAGGUAUGUUUUGCCUGUCUUUCCUGGAUUCAUGUUUGCAGUAAUCAGAGAAAACGUAUGUAUUUGUUAUUAUUUGUAUUCAGGUCAUUAUCAUCAAGACAUUACAUUUUUUCUUUAGAUUAUAUUAAUAACAUAUUUAUCAUGUAAACGGAUGCAGCUUACAAUUAGCAUAGCUUUAAUUAAAAUAAUUAUGUAUAGGCAUUUACAAAAAGAAAGAAAUUUUUAACGCAUGAAUAUAUCUGACCAAUUAAAAAAUCACCUUUGCCUAAGCUAUAUUAUAAAUUUAAUAUUAGUUUUGUUGCUUGUGUGUAGAAAAUGAUUUAUUAAUAAAUAAAA
This is a messenger RNA of Polistes dominula (European paper wasp), 1753 nucleotides long. RefSeq lists its product as uncharacterized. Lineage: Eukaryota; Metazoa; Arthropoda; Insecta; Hymenoptera; Vespidae. The record is from RefSeq and is a predicted model, not a curated record.